Hermetia illucens (black soldier fly) is the source of this 4033-nucleotide messenger RNA. RefSeq names its product NPC intracellular cholesterol transporter 1 homolog 1b (gene Npc1b). Gene Ontology annotation, cellular component: membrane. The record is from RefSeq and is a predicted model, not a curated record. The transcript is spliced from 11 exons. The coding region runs from base 72 to 3800 and encodes 1242 amino acids. Lineage: Eukaryota; Metazoa; Arthropoda; Insecta; Diptera; Stratiomyidae.
CAACAGAAAUCAGUUCGAACGCGAUACUCAAAUCGAAUGGAUUAAUAAGUCGUUAUUGUUCCUCAGUGAAAAUGACGAUGAAAAAAGCCAUUCAACUCCUUGCAAUUCUUUGCAUUUCUACUGGGGCCCUCACUCAGGAACCAGAGGAGGAAGAGCAUCAUUGCAUCUGGUAUGGAGAGUGUACCAAUCUGAAUGGUCACCACCAAAAUUGUAUUUACGAUGGACCGGCGAAACUGCUCCAAAACGUCACUGCUGAGGCUAAGCUGCAACAACUCUGCCCUAAUAUUUAUGAUGGACCUGAUACACCUGUCUGCUGCGAUGCCGCUCAAAUCUUUUCAAUGGAACUACAACUGGGCCAAGCUGCAGGACUUUUUAAACGGUGCUCCACAUGUCUGCAGAACUUCAUGUUGGGCAUAUGCGCGAUGACAUGCGCGCCCGACCAUAGCAGAUUUUUGACCCCCACUUAUGAUGAACACAAUGGAGUUGGUUAUGUGAGUGGAAUCGAGUUCCGAAUUGAUGAGGACCUUGCGGACAACGUCUACGAUAGUUGUAAGAACACGAUUUUAUCAGCGACGGGUAGUCCCGUUAUGGAUAUCGUAUGCCCACCUUACAAUUCCAAGACCUGUAAUGCAGAAAGAUGGUAUCGGUAUUUGGGGGAUCCUGACAUGAACGAAUUUGUGCCAUUUAGAAUAUCAUAUAAUUUCACGAUUGAAGAUGAGGAGAGCUCCUUUAACAGCUCUACGAAAUCAUGCAAUGAGGCUUAUCCUGGAAUGUAUGCGUGUUCAUGCAUAGAUUGUCCUCAGUCCUGCCCAGCUGGCAAAGUUCCAGAAGCGGAAGAUGAAGGGUUUAUAAUUGGCGAGUGGAAUGGAGUUACUUUCAUUAUUGGACUUGUCGUCGGCGUUGUUGGAGUUGCGACCAUUCUCCUUACAACGUAUUUCUGCAGAGACAGGGAAAUGCCAAAAUUGAAUUACGAUUUCCUGACAGGAUUCAAUGAGGUUCACGACGUCAUGGGUUCAGUGUUUUGUUGGUGGGGAAGACUUUGCGCGAAAAAUGCUAUUCUGGUAAUUGCAAUUGCCUCGUGGGUGAUUGGUGGCUUAUGCUAUGGAAUAACGUAUAUGGAGAUAACAACAGAUCCCGUGGAGUUGUGGGCAUCGGAAACGAGUCAAACGCGGCUGGACAAAAAUUAUUUUGAUUCACAUUUUGGACCCUUUUACCGUACCAAUCAAUUAUUCAUCAGACCCCUUUCUGAUGAAUUGGUUUAUCAUGAAAUUGCUGACGCUGGAACAAUAACUUUCGGGCCAGCGUUUGAAAAGGAAUUUUUGACGGAGGUAUUCAAGUUGCAAGAGGCUAUUAUGGAUAUUGGAAAGGAGGAAGGAGAGGGAUUCGAAAAUGUUUGUUACGCACCUGUGGUAGGAUUUGGAGAGAAGGUAACCAUCGAUAAAUGUUUGAUACAGUCGAUAUAUGGUUUCUUCGGUCAUAAUAUGGCGAAUUUCUUGAAAGAGACUGAGAAGGAUAAUUUCACUGUUAAUUACUUGAAUAAGCUCGAUUUGUGCUUAACAGCGCCGAUGUCUUACGACUGCUAUGCACCUUACGGUGGACCGAUCGAACCGGCCAUUUCAGUUGGCGGAUUCUCAAAGUAUAGUUCAAACUCAUCCGAUUACCAUAUGGCACAUGCGAUUGUCCUCACCUUCUUGGCCAAAAAUCACGUGGAUGAAGCAAAACUAGGACCAGUUAUGGAAUGGGAGAGGAAGUUUAUAAAAUUUAUGAAAAAUUAUACAAAUGACAAGUUAGACAUAGCGUUCUCAGCAGAGCGGUCCGUGCAGGACAACAUUGAAGAACUUUCCGAUAAUGAAACUUCCACUGUUAUCAUUAGCUACGCCGUCAUGUUCGUGUAUAUCGCAAUAGCGUUGGGCAAAAUUAAAAGUGUUAAGAAUCUCUUGCGUGAAACGAAAAUUGUCCUGGCUAUCGGAGGAAUUGCGAUAGUGCUAUUGUCUGUCCUCUGCAGUCUUGGAUUUUGGGGGUACUUGGAGCUGAAAACGACUAUGCUUGCCAUAGAGGUUAUACCGUUUUUGGUUUUAGCUGUCGGAGUUGAUAAUAUUUUCCUAAUGGUGCACGCCUUUAAUCGCAUCGACCGCACCCAGUAUCCAGAUUUGCAUGACGCUAUUGGUCAAGCUGUGGGUAAUGUUGGUCCAUCGAUAUUGUUGACGGCAUCGUCUGAGCUUUUCUGCUUUUUAAUUGGUGGCCUCUCCGAGAUGCCUGCAGUGAAGACAUUUGCCUUUUAUGCUGCCAUUGCAAUUUUAAUGAAUUUCUUGCUUCAAAUUACCACUUUCAUUGCUCUGAUGAGUUUGGACCAAAAACGAUAUGAGUCUGGCCGUUGGGAUUUGAUUUGGUGCGUUAAAUCAAAGGGACCGAUAUCAAAGGAAAUAGACGUUGGCCUUUUGGAGAAAUUGUUCGAUAAGUUUUUGGCGCCGUUGCUUUUUACGAAAGCAAGUCGUCUAAUUACAAUCGUCCUUACUACAGCACUGGUAUGUGUGUCGUUCGUAGCUAUUCCAUCCGUUGAGUUGGGAUUAGAUCAACAAUUAUCUAUGCCAAAGGAUUCUCAUAUCGUAAAAUAUUUUCAGUAUAUGUCGGAAUAUCUUGAGAUGGGCGCCCCAAUCUUUUGGGUUAUCACACCCGGAAUUAACUACACAUUGAGAAGUGGUCAAAAUAUAGUUUGUGGUGGUCAGGAAUGCUAUCAGGAUUCUGCCGCGGCGAUUUUAUAUAUGAAUUCCAAAUAUUCUGAAAUAACAAAGUUAGCGCGUCCCGCUUCUUCCUGGUUAGAUGACUAUAUCGACUGGCUAGCAGUUGACACAUGCUGUAGAAUAAAUAAAACUGAUGGAUCAUUUUGCCCUAGUUCUUCAACUAAUAGUGACUGUAUUCAAUGUCCGAGAGAGUUUAAUCCAGAUGGGUUACGACCGACAGUGGAGACUUUCUCAAAAUAUAUUCCGUUCUUCCUGUUCGAUUUGCCAGGACCCCAGUGCGCUAAGGCUGGAAGAGCUGCUUAUGCUGACGCCGUCAACUACGUUCUGGACUACGACAAUCAUGCAACUGUGGGAGAUACAUACUUGAUGCAGUAUUCCGUAACCUCAGUCACUUCCAAGGAAUUCUACACAUCUUUGAGUGAAGCUAGAAAGGUUGCUGAUGACAUCAAUAAGACCAUGAGGAAGUACGGGGUGGAUGCGCGAGUUUUCCCCUACUGUGUAUUCUUUGUGUUCUAUGAGCAAUAUCUCACCAUCUGGUCAGAUGCUCUGUAUCUUCUUGGAUUAUCUUUGCUGGCUAUACUUGUCGUGACCUUUAUUAUAACUGGACUGGAUGUGAUUUCGUCGCUUAUAGUUUUAUUAAUGGUUAUUAUGAUCUUAAUCCAUAUGUUUGCGUUAAUGUGGCUGUGGAAUAUCACCCUGAAUGCAGUGUCCUUAGUUAACUUAGUAGUUUGUAUUGGAAUCGCAGUUGAAUUUAUAUCGCAUAUUGUGAGAACCUUUAAGAUUUCGGAGGGUACUUCCAUUGAACGAGCUCAUCAAGCCUUUACAAAAACAGGCAGCAGUGUGUUGUCUGGAAUAACAUUAACCAAAUUCGCGGGAAUCAUCGUUUUGGCGUUUGCGAAAUCAAACAUUUUCCAGAUCUUUUAUUUUAGAAUGUAUCUAUUGAUAGUACUACUUGGAGCUAUUCACGGGCUUGUUGUAUUGCCGGUUGUUCUCACUUACUUUGGACCGAAAAGUAUUGCGGUAAAGACGCAGAAAAAUGGGAUUGACACACGAUUGUAGGUUUUGAAAUGUAAUUUAUUUGUUCAUUUAAGAUAUUUGUAAGGUAAUGAUAGGUUAAGAGAAUUAAUCUAGAAAGUGAUGCAGUUGAACAAAAUUUGGUUCAAUUAUCUUUUAUGAUGCCAAGACAUGUCAAUACUUAGAUGUAUUUUCUGCGAAAGAAAGUUAGCAAUAAAUUAAUUAUUGUAUGAAAGGAAAAUUUAUAAUUUUAAAUAAAUGUCGUCAAAUCAAAGAGA